CCCUUCCUCAUCUCAUUACUGUUAUAUUUCUAACUCCCUUUUCCUCCCUCUUUAUGUUCCCCUUUCUUCAUUUACUUUAUUUCAUCACAUUUCCUUUCUUUUUCUCCUUCCAGCAAAAUAAGUAAAGAUGAAAAACAAAGGCGAGUAAAAUAUAUUAAUAAACUGUUAUCUGUCUGCAGGAAUAUGAACCUUCCCCCGAGCCUGCCAUGGGACCCCUCCUCCUCCUCCUCCUCCUCCUCCUCCUCAUCGUCGCCCCAGGAUAAAGGAUGACGGAAGACACGCCCCAGAGGAAGACGUCAGCCAGGAAUCCCUGCGCGGUCAGCCUCUUGCUGGGGGUGCGGCAGCGGCAGCAACCGAUGGCAAGUCUGGAGAAGCAGGGUGAGAUGGAGGUGUGGCCAGGCCUGUACGCACACCUCACCUCCCAGCUGAUGGCCCUGGCGUGGGGCAAGGUGGUGCUGGUGCUGGAGGUGUGGCCAGGCCUGUACACACACCUCACCUCCCAGCUGAUGGCCCUGGUGUGGGGCAAGGUGGUGCUGGUGCUGGAGGUGUGGCCAGGCCUGUACGCACACCUCACCUCCCAGCUGAUGGCCCUGGCGUGGGGCAAGGUGGUGCUGGUGCUGGAGGUGUGGCCAGGCCUGUACACACACCUCACCUCCCAGCUGAUGGCCCUGGCGUGGGGCAAGGUGGUGCUGGUGCUGGAGGUGACCAGUCUGACCUCACCCAAACAUUGUGGCAGGAACUGAGCACCACACAUCCACACACUGGGUGGGUGGUGCCUGCCGUCCUGGCCAAGAGUGCCGCCCACACCCUCAGUGCCUUGCUGGGCCACCACUGCCCCCCUGCUGGACCCCCCUGCAGCCAUCACCAAGGUGCCUGAUAGCUGUCUGUCUGUCUAUAUCUUUCUGUAUCAAUCUGUCCAUCUCUGUGCCUGUCUAUCUAUCUCUGCUUAUAUCUGUCUUUAUCUAUCUAUCUAUCUCAGUCUGUCUAUAUCCAUUUAUCUAUCUCUCUGUCUGCCUUAUCUCUGAUG
Molecule: messenger RNA, 1027 nt
Organism: Eriocheir sinensis (Chinese mitten crab)
Lineage: Eukaryota; Metazoa; Arthropoda; Malacostraca; Decapoda; Varunidae
Exons: 5
Coding region: 267-743 (158 amino acids)
Biological process (GO): chromatin organization
Cellular component (GO): histone deacetylase complex
Molecular function (GO): histone deacetylase activity
Source: RefSeq, a predicted model, not a curated record